This is a messenger RNA of Acanthaster planci (crown-of-thorns starfish), 2002 nucleotides long. Its product is annotated as isochorismatase domain-containing protein 2-like. The record is from RefSeq and is a predicted model, not a curated record. Lineage: Eukaryota; Metazoa; Echinodermata; Asteroidea; Valvatida; Acanthasteridae.
CUGCCUGGGCAGCCAGGCCGGCGUGGCAUGGUACGUACAAGUGUCAGUUGACGAUUCAGCUUAUGGGACACGAUGUCGUCGCGGCGAAUCGGACAAAUUUUGAUCCAGAACUCGGCGCUUUUCCUGUGUGACAUGCAGGAAAAGUUCCGUCCCACGAUCCGAUACUUCCCUCAGAUCGUGGAGGUGGCAUCGAGGAUGUUUAAAGCAGCUAAAAUCAUGAAACUUCCGCUGAUAGUCACGACCGAGCAAUAUCCGAAAGGCCUUGGCCCGACUGUUUCGGAGAUUGGCAUCGACCGUGACACCCACGACAUCAUCGCCAAGACCUGCUUCACCAUGUGCACCCCGGAGGUGGAACACAAGCUGACCGAGGCGGGCACCAGCUCAGUCAUCCUCUGCGGUAUCGAGACCCAGGCAUGCAUCCAGCAGACAACCCUUGACCUGCUGGAGAGGGGCCUGGACGUCCAUGUGAUCGCCGACGCUUGCUCCUCAAGGAGCAUGGUAGACAGGCUGUAUGCCUUUGAGAGGAUGCGGCAGAGCGGUGCCUUCAUCACCACCAGCGAGGCCAUGCUGCUACAACUCCUCAAGGGAAGUGACCAUCCCUGCUUCAAGGAGGUCCAGAAACUCAUCCAGACGUCCGCUCCGGAAAGUGGCCUCCUCAGCAAGAUCUAGCUCGCAAGAAAAGCAGAGCUGAGACGAGGCUCUCGCAUGUGACCGCCCGUUCUGGUACACACAUUGACCCUUGGUCCAAUUUUCUCCGGAGCUCACAGAAAAGGUUGUAUUCAGACUCAAGACUGACAGUUCACAUCCUCUGCUUCCUUCUGCACAUAACGUCCAGAUGUUUUGAAUAAACAUCAGUGAAACAAUGUCUGGUCCAAUCACUGAUCAGACAUUUUGAAUAAUAGGUGAUGGGACUUGAAUACCUUGUUUGGGUUUUUGUUUUGACUUUGAUUUUUGAGGCCGAACUUCCAAAAAGAGGCGGGAGAAAAAGAUACUUCUGCGGGGAAUACUUUCAAUUUAGAAAAUAACUAUCCAAUUAAAUGUUUGCUAUGAAUAGUUCUCAAUUUGACUGCACCAAUCACAGUGGGUAUGGACUGGCUUCCAGAAAGACUGGUGGAAUUCUUGAUAUUGGAGACAGAAACUGGAGAAGCCGAUAUUUUUCUUGAAAUUCUGAAACCAGAUUUGGGAUUAUCUGGUUUGUGCUACCACCCAUCAAAGUUUGCUCUCGCAAAAACCUGGAGUUUGAAGUUGCCUGAUUACAAAAUCAUUCACUUAACCAUGAUUUGCAUUGAACUGACCUACUGAAACUGGGUGUUUGGAAUUCGAAGCAUCAGUUGUCAAAUUUUCAGAUCUGUAACUUGAAAUUUGGACUCAAUUCUAGAAUUUGCCAAAAUCAUGUUCAAUAUUAAGUUUGUAAAUUAAAACUUGAUUGUACAUUUUCUUUUAAUUCAAACAAACUAAUAAAUUUUACCAAAAAAAUUCCUUUUUGAUUAUGCUGUAAUAGUGAAAUGGGAGCAAGCACUUUGACACACUGACAUGAAAAAAAACCCCGAAAUGUCUGCAAUUUUCACCAAAAAAUGCCUCCACUUUUACUGAUUUAGGGGAUCGGCUGCUUUCCUCCCUCCACAUCUUAUCUACAUGUCUAACCUGAACUCCAUCAAGAAGAAAAGCAUGACAUGUUCUUACCUUGUUCAUCUGUGACAAAUUUAUUGGUGUGGUAUGAUGCCUGUCAAACUUUAUGUGUACAAGACACCUGUCACACAAGUCUUACAGCUCAGCCUGAGCCUGAAAAGUCCUUUAUCCUCUUACCACUAAAGCAAAGAAUCUACCCAACCGGUAAUUAUUUUUGUUACACUUUAACAAGGCUGAGGCAUCAAGUCCUAAACCGCCCCCCCCCAAAAAAAAAGUAAAAUCAUGUUGAUUGGGAGUUUGUAAUUUGGAAUAAAAAUCCCACUAAAGCUUAAAUGCGUGCAUGUUUAUGUACAAUAUGCCUCUCCAUAUCCCC